CGGGUGUAACUGGAUAUUUGCUGGGGGUGGAGCAUUCAAGUUGGUCGACCUGCUGCAGCUUUGCUCUGCGCUCCUUUGAGGAAGGAGGAACAGACGAGUAAAUGAUGAUGAUUAUUUUUUAUGAGAGGGAGGAAACCCACACCAGCAGAAUCUCACAAAUGCACUAAUUAUUUCCAAUUGAGAAGCAAGAUAAUUGCCUAAAGAAACGAUGACGCCUACUUCACCUAAACCAUUUCAGGGUUUUCUAAUAGUCACAUGCUGGCUUGCUGGAUUUGGCACAUGUUUGCUGUUUUUCCAGUAUAUGUCACACAACUGCUCAUCCCGCCCUUAUAUCCCCUAUGGUGUACCACACGUUACACCAUCUAACAAAAUCUCAAACAACAGUAAUCCAGCUCCCACUACCCCUCCAGCUGCUCAGCCAGAAAAACCCAUCUUACUGCUGUGGGUCUGGCCUGAGAACUACAAGUGGGACUUCAGUGACUGCAAAACCUUCUACAACAUUGAUGGAUGUCACCUGACGGAUGAUAGAAGCCUGUAUAAUCAGGCAGAUGGGGUUCUCAUCUUCCACAAAGCUAUCAGUUGGGAUCUGAGCAACCUUCCUCCAUCCCCUCGUCCUUCUUUUCAAAAAUGGAUCUGGUUCCACGUCGAAUCGCCAACUAAUACUAAGAGAAUUCCAGGUCUGGAAAACCUCUUCAACCUCACGCUUGGUUACAGACGCGAUGCUGACAUCUCUGUGCGAAAUCUACUGACCGUCAGCAAAACCCCAAACGAGGAGUUUGAACCCCCGAAGAAAGACAAGCUCGUCUGCUGGAUUGUGUCCAACACCAACCCCAGUACUGGAACAGGAACCAGGAUGAAGUACUAUGAGGAGCUCAGCAAACACGUAAAAGUAAAUGUUUAUGGAAAUAUGGCUGGAUCGCGUAUGAAGGACGAAGAUUACUACCCUACCCUAGCCAGCUGUAAGUUCUACCUGUCGUUUGAGAAUUCCGUCCAUAAGGACUACAUCACUGAGAAGUUCAAUGGCCCACUUACAGUAGGGACUGUGCCUAUUGUUUUGGGACCCUCAAGAGAAAACUAUGAACAGUUUGCUCCAGGUGAUUCGUUCAUUCACGUGAAUGACUUUCCUAAUGCAUCAGCAUUGGCUGAGUAUCUACUUAAACUGGACAAGGAUGAUGAGGCUUACAGACGGUACUUUGAUUGGAGAAAACACGUCUCUGCGACUCGUCAUUUAAUCCUGUGGAAUCAGGAGUUUAUUUCGUAUAUUUGUCAUGCCUGUGAAUAUAUGGGCAUACACAGAGAGUAUAAACAAGCACACAAUAUCUAUGACUGGUACUUUUCAUGACCGGUAGUUCUUAGUCAAUUUUGCAAAUGCUGAAAAAUGAUACAAAUGGUAACAGUAUUCGAAGGCUAUCGACAUAGGCAGUGUGAUACAUGCAUAAAUAUUAAAUUGCUUACAGAGGAAAUAUUGAAUACUCAAGUUUUACACACUGUAUCCAAUGCUUUGUAUUUGAUAUAUAAGCAACAAAUAUUGUAGUAUUCACUCCUAAAAAAAGAGCUUUUGCACAAGUCGUGGUGCUUUAUUAACCAGCUGUUGUUGGCCACAGCUACACUGCACAUAAGCAGUUUUCUCUAACAGUUUUUUCGAAACCUAAACUCACAUCUGCCUUUCUUAGUGCUCAGCUCUGACUGGGUCAGUUCUUCCUGCUCCACACACAUAUCUGCCUGGAUGGACACAGCCCUGCUCUUCAGAAUAAGAGUCCUUAGCAGAAUAACCCCAUAAAUGCUGCAGAACACAUAACCUAAAAUUAACAUGUAAAACAUUCUUGAACAGGCUGCAAUACAUUGUUCCUUGCAUAUGCCUUUACAUAUUAUAUGGCAAUAAUUGAAUAUUUCUGAACAGCUUAUGCUGAGUGACAAUAUAUUGAUAUAAAGGGACCUUAAUGUGAAGUGUAACACUUUACAUUGGUAAUGCUAAAUAGAUUACAUGGCAAAAGUUAGCAUGUGACAUGAGCAUCAAAUGUCAUGGUAUCGGCCAUGACAAUUUUCGAUAUUGGUAAUAUCAUUAAAUGGCAUAUGACAUCUGCACUUGCAUGUUCAUGGCAUGGUUAUGUCAGUGUUAUGUAUCAAGGUUCAUGUAAAAUGUUAUCAUCUUAGGUGACAGAAAUUUGUUCCAUUAAUAACACUGUUAUGAAGCAUCUUUCCCAAGUCCAGGCUUGGUUAAAAACACCAAACAUCAGUUCUUGGUGACACAGUUUUUCUAGAAAAACACUCAUUGGCCUCUUCAUUAGUAUCUACAGCUACUUUGUAUCUACAGCCAUAGUCUAUUUUAUGAGGUCUACCUCUAUAAACCUAUUCCCAUAUCAGAAAACCUAGAGAUGUCUCCUUAAUAACUGCACUAUUGAACAGGUUUAUUACCUGUGAACAAUGUUUCAUAACAGUGUUAUAAAUGGAACAAAUGUCCAUCAUUUUAGUUCAAAGCCCAUGUCACUGAUUUCAUAAAGUGUCUGGUCAUCUUGUAGUUUCUGACAUAAGCUGGUCAAGCAUAUCAAGUACUCCUUUAUAAUUAUGUUAUUCAAUGCUUAUGCUUGUGUUAUGAAGUCCCUAUGUAGGUAGCCUCCACAUAAAUGGUUGUUAUAUUGUGUUACCAUUACAUUAUGAAUGCAAAUGAUAAAAUGUUAUUGUUUUCGAAUGGUGAGUUGCUUAUUUUUAUUUUAGAAAGGAAAAAGGGGAACAGUUAUAUUCUAUUGUUUACAAUGGAACGAAUACCAAAAUGAAUGAAAUGUGACUAUUGCACUUUUGCUGGAUUGGUGUUGGUUACUUGCAUGGUACAGAGGCUGACUUGGACUUCUUGUGAUUUUCACAAGCUCUACAAUGACAGUUGCUAGUGCAUCUCAAUGCUCCACCUACCUCAAAAUCCUGGUGCACCUGCUUCUAAUUAUGAUAGCCACAAAGGGCUA
Molecule: messenger RNA, 2957 nt
Organism: Colossoma macropomum (tambaqui)
Lineage: Eukaryota; Metazoa; Chordata; Actinopteri; Characiformes; Serrasalmidae
Product: 4-galactosyl-N-acetylglucosaminide 3-alpha-L-fucosyltransferase 9-like
Exons: 3
Coding region: 209-1342 (377 amino acids)
Cellular component (GO): membrane
Molecular function (GO): alpha-(1->3)-fucosyltransferase activity
Source: RefSeq, a predicted model, not a curated record